GUUUUCCCUUUUGGUUAGGGUUACAGUUUUUCUGUUCUUCAUUCCAUGCCUCGCGCCACUGUCACUAUCGUUUCGCAAUUUCGUUUCCAUUUUCCCGCGAAUGUACGGCCACCUACACCGUUACCGCCGUGGCGAUGGGGGAAACUGCCCCCGAACCGACGCCGAAGCCACAUCAGAACCCUAAGGUGUUUGUUUCAUCUGUACGAUUCCAACUUUUCAAAUCACAAAUGGCGCUCCCGCAUGGCUUGGCUUCGCGGAAGUUUUCGAUGCGGAAGGUUUCGCAGAAUGCUCUCGUGGCACAAACAGGAAUGAAGACAAGUGGGGAGAUUGUUAUGAUUUUAAGUGAGGUUUUGGAUCCCUCUCGGGGUAUAUAAAUGAAGGCUGAAGAAUUUUGGAUUUUACUGCCAAUAAGUGAUUGGUCAAAUGGAGAGUAUGGCUUGGUAUUCGGUUUCAACAACUUGGGGCCAUUGAUCAGGUUUUGGAGAGGAUGCUUCAAUCUGAUGAAGUAAAACCAUGUCUAACUGUCUAAGAAAGAAGAUCGGAGUGAUGUUCUGAUUGUACCCAUUAAUUCAGUUACCAAAUGCAGCUGUAAGUUAUUUACUUAUUUAUUUAUCUUCUUUUUUUUUUUUUAAUGUAAUCUGAAUUUCUGAUGCAAUCUUUUCUAAAUUAUUUAAUUGCGGGAGCCAAGAGAAUUCAGUAUUAACAAAAACAAGUUAGGGAGAUUCUGCACAUUGAGAUAAUGCAAUAUUCUGGUUCAACAGCACCAUUUGUAUGUAUGAAUAAUGACAAGCUGUCAUCAAUAAACAAAUAGACAAGAAAGCCUUUGUAGAUUAUGCAGUGAAUGAAACAAAACCAGUGGAGAGUAAUGAUUUGCUCAACCACAUUGAUCAACCAAUGAAUGGUUUUCCCAACCAUGCAGAUCAACCAAUGAAUGGUUUUCUCAACAACGCAGAUCAACCAACAAUCAAACAUCAAAGAAGUUAUCGUCGUUGGUUCCUCAUAACUCUCUAUUCAGUAUUUGUCUUGUCCGGCCAGGCUGCUGCUACACUCCUGGGAAGGUUGUACUAUGACAAAGGCGGAAAUAGCAAAUGGAUGGGAUCACUUGUCCAGGUUGUUGGGUUCCCUAUUCUGCUGCCUUAUUACUGCAUCACAACACGAAAAACUCCCAGCAGAAACAGCAUUCUUCCAAACCCAUCUGCCUCAGCUUUAGCACUUGUCUAUGUCUCCCUUGGUCUACUUGUGGCAUUGACCAGUUACUUGGAGUCUUUGGGGCUAGCACACCUUCCUGCUUCCACUUUUGCACUCAUUACCUCAUCCCGGUUGGCUUUCAAUGCCUUUUUCUCUUUUUUCCUCAACUCAGUGAAGUUUACACCUUACCUUAUAAAUUCUCUAGUCCUUCUAACUCUCUCUCCCACCCUACUUGCCUUUCAACCUGAAAAUGAAAUUUCCAGUGGGAACUCUAAGCAUAAUUAUGUGCUAGGAUUCAUAGCUUCAGUGGCUGGAUCGGCUGCGUAUGGAUUAUUACUUUCCCUUACACAGCUUUCAUUUCUGAAGGUUUUGAAAAGAAAUACUAUCAGAGUUCUUAUGGAUGUGAUAGUAUACGAAUCCCUUGUGGCCACCAUUGUUACUCUUGUGGGACUAUUUGCUAGUGGAGAGGGAAAUAAGCUGCAUACAGAAAUAGAGGAGUAUGAGAUGGGAAAAGUAUCUUAUCUGCUAACUCUCAGUUUCUCAGCAAUAUGUUGGAAUCUCUUUAACAUUGGUUGUGUGGGGCUGAUUUUCGAGACGUCUUCCCUCUUAUCCAAUUCCAUAGUCGUUUUGGGUUUGCCUAUCAUUCCGAUUUUGGCAGUGUUCGUUUUUCAUGACAUAAUGCAUGGAAUAAAGGCCAUCUCUUUGGUGCUAGCUGUUUGGGGCUUUCUGUCAUACCUUUAUCAGUACUACCUGGAUGACAAGAGCUCCAAUACUGAUCAUAUUCUCAAUACUUCAACAUUAGAAGACAUUAAUGAUCAAUUUGGGAAGGCUUGAGUGAUUAUUGAAGCUGUAACCUGUCUCUGGUUCCAUACUUCUUAAAAUAUAUCUAGUUUAACAUUGAUGGAUAGGCAUAAAAAUGGGAGCUGUGUGUUAUUAGAAUAUUAAGGGUUUUAUGUUGAGAUCCAAUUAUAUCAAUGAUAGAACGGAGUCCUAUAGUUGUAUAUCUCCACUCAUUCAUUCCUCUCUGCUUGAUUUCUCAUAUAUCACCCCAAAAAAAAUGUCAUUCAUAUAUACUAUUCUCAGAGGAGGAAAAUAGUUCUAUAGUUUA
Molecule: messenger RNA, 2296 nt
Organism: Arachis ipaensis
Lineage: Eukaryota; Viridiplantae; Streptophyta; Magnoliopsida; Fabales; Fabaceae
Source: RefSeq, a predicted model, not a curated record